GCUGAUGCACUUUGGAGUGCCUGACUUCUCUCUACCAUUGUUCUUUUCCUGUUCAAGCUUGAGAUUUGUCUUCAGCAAAGCGGAAGUUUGCAGAUUCCUUAAAUGAAUUUAAAUUUCAGUGCAUAGGAGAUGCAGAAACAGAUGAUGAAAUGUGUAUAGCACGGUCUUUGCAGGAGUUUGCCACUGUUCUCAGGAAUCUUGAAGAUGAGCGGAGUCGCAUGAUUGAGAAUGCCAGCGAGGUGCUCAUCACGCCCUUGGAGAAGUUUAGAAAGGAGCAGAUUGGGGCUGCUAGGGAAGCCAAAAAGAAGUAUGACAAAGAGACAGAGAAGUAUUGUGGUAUCUUAGAAAAACACUUGAAUUUGUCUUCCAAAAAGAAGGAGUCUCAGCUGCAGGAGGCAGAUAGCCAAGUGGACCUGGUUCGGCAGCAUUUCUAUGAGGUCUCCCUGGAGUAUGUCUUCAAGGUGCAGGAAGUUCAAGAGAGAAAGAUGUUUGAGUUUGUGGAGCCUCUACUGGCCUUCCUGCAAGGACUCUUUACUUUCUAUCACCAUGGUUAUGAACUGGCCAAGGAUUUUGGUGACUUCAAGACACAGUUAACCAUCAGCAUACAAAAUACAAGAAACCGCUUUGAAGGUACCAGGUCGGAAGUAGAAUCACUGAUGAAGAAGAUGAAGGAGAACCCCCUUGAGCACAAGACCAUUAGUCCCUACACCAUGGAAGGGUACCUCUAUGUGCAGGAGAAGCGUCAUUUUGGAACUUCUUGGGUGAAGCACUACUGUACAUACCAACGGGAUUCCAAACAAAUCACCAUGAUCCCAUUUGAUCAAAAGUCAGGAGGAAAGGGGGGAGAAGAUGAGUCUGUUACCCUCAAAUCCUGCACGCGGCGGAAGACAGACUCUAUCGAGAAGAGAUUUUGCUUUGAUGUGGAAGCAGUAGACAGGCCAGGGGUUAUCACCAUGCAGGCAUUGUCAGAAGAGGACCGCAGACUCUGGAUGGAAGCCAUGGAUGGCCGGGAACCUGUCUACAACUCAAAUAAAGACAGCCAGAGCGAAGGGACUGCACAGUUGGACAGCAUUGGCUUCAGCAUAAUCAGGAGGUGCAUCCAUGCGGUAGAAACCAGAGGGAUCAAUGAGCAAGGACUCUACCGAAUCGUGGGUGUCAACUCCAGAGUGCAGAAGUUGCUGAGUGUCCUCAUGGACCCCAAAACAGCCUCUGAAACAGAAACCGAUAUUUGUGCCGAGUGGGAGAUAAAGACCAUUACUAGUGCGCUGAAGACCUACCUGAGAAUGCUUCCAGGACCGCUUAUGAUGUACCAGUUUCAGAGAAGUUUCAUCAAAGCAGCAAAGCUAGAAAACCAGGAGACUCGGGUCUCUGAAAUCCACAGCCUUGUUCAUCGGCUCCCAGAGAAGAACCGACAGAUGUUGCAGCUACUCAUGAACCACUUGGCAAAUGUUGCUAACAACCACAAGCAGAAUCUGAUGACUGUGGCAAACCUUGGCGUGGUAUUUGGACCUACCUUGUUGCGGCCUCAGGAAGAAACAGUAGCAGCCAUCAUGGAUAUCAAAUUUCAGAACAUUGUAAUUGAGAUCUUAAUAGAAAACCAUGAAAAGAUAUUUAACACCAUGCCUGAUAUGCCUCUCACCAACGCGCAGCUACACCUGUCCCGAAAGAAAAGCAGUGACUCCAAGCCCCCAUCCUGCAGUGAGAGGCCCCUGACGCUCUUCCACACUGCACAGUCAACAGAGAAACAGGAGCAAAGGAACAGCAUCAUCAACUCCAGUUUUGAAUCAGUGUCCUCAAAUGCAAACAGCAUCCUUAAUUCUAGCAGCAGCUUGCAGCCCAACAUGAACUCCAGUGAUCCAGACCUGGAUGUGGUCAAACCUACGCGGCCCAAUUCACUCCCCCCGAAUCCAAGCCCAACUUCACCCCUCUCGCCAUCAUGGCCCAUGUUCUCGGCACCAUCCAGUCCUAUGCCCACCUCAUCCACGUCCAGCGACUCAUCCCCCGCCAGCAUGCCGUUCCGGAAGGCAAAGGCCUUGUACGCUUGCAAAGCCGAACACGACUCGGAGCUCUCAUUUACAGCAGGCACUGUCUUCGAUAAUGUUCACCCAUCUCAGGAACCUGGCUGGUUGGAGGGGACGCUGAAUGGGAAGACUGGCCUCAUCCCUGAGAACUACGUGGAGUUCCUCUAAACCUCAAGCCCCAGCAGAGCUCCUAAGCUUUACGUGGUCUCCAUGACAACUGCUGAUUCCGGUGUUGUGGGCCACUUUCCAUUGCCACAGAAAAAGCAGAGACUGACUUUGUUGCUACCUGCCAACAUGAAUGCGUCUGGGAAUUUGUGUCCCCCUUCACCAUGAUUCUCUCUACUGAUAACAUGGCAGGACUGCAGGAAUCAAAAAUCAAUCAGCAGAGGGGGCCAUUUGAUUUUGGUAGCCCAGAGAAAGACUUGCAAAGCAGUUUUCUCAUGAGUGCCCUAAGUAGAGAGCACUGAUUUUGUUUCAGCAGUCACCAAACCCCCAACCUUUUAAAAGACGGAGUAAGAUAAGAGUAAACCCCAAGAGCUUGCUGCAUUGCUGAGUCUGACAGGGCAAGGCUGAGAACCUGGCACUAGAUACAGGCCGGUCUACUGCUUUUGUUUACAGCAGAAGCUCUUCCUCUCCCCUGCCUUCUCAGAGGCCCACAGUGCUGCGGGCAGCUGGGUCUGUCUGUUUGCACACAGGAUGAAGGGGUUGCAGCACUGUUUAUAUAAGGUCCAAUCUCUCACCAUCUCUGCAGCAACUCUUGGCUCGUCAUCAGAAUUUCAGCCCAGUCUUCUCAUACAAAGAAGCACAUGCACCCACAUUUCCCGCUCCUGAACCAGGAACUUCUCUGCCACUGAGAACUGCCAUCACUGCCAUCACUUAGUAACCAUGGCAACCCAACCUACUCUAAAACUAAGCCAAAAAAUAACAUUCCUCUUUGCAUGACUCCCCCACCCCUUGCACUGGUAGUGUUUUUUUAAUGGUCUUCCAACAACUGAAGCAGAGGAUUGGGUAAUCAGGUGAUCUGUGUGGAACAGACAGGAUAGCAGCUGUGGAAUGUUCCCUUUCUGGUAAAUUUCAGCAUCAUCAGGAUACAUUUGGCAUAAACUCUAGCAACCCAUUGGGAUUAAAUUACAUCUAGGAGCAAUACUCCUAUUCUUCAUGCAACAGGUGUUUGCUUCAGAAGGCAAGCUGCCUCCUCUCUAUGGGGACAGCAUCUGACUUGUUCCUUAAGUUCUCCCAUUCCCUAGUCCCUGUCCUGCCAUUGCCAGUGGUCACCAAGCAGCUUCCUGACAGUGCUUUAGCUACUGUAGAUUUCAGAGAUGAAUCGGGGCCAAAUCUGUGUCUUGAAGUUUAAAAGGACAUCUAUAUUCACUGCCACUCAGAAAAAAGGGAAUUAGUGUACAGGUUUUCUGGGCAUGAGACUAAUACAGGCCUUUAAGAUUCAGGAAGACACCAAAGGUUGGGGCCUGGAGGCCAGGGUGUGUUACCUUCUAAGAAAGGCAAUUCCUGUUUGAAAGGGGCUGGAUUUGACAGAAGACUGUCAUGGUUAGGGACAAUCAUCUGGAUAUUUCAAAUUCAUUAUGACAUCCAAAGAACAGAGUCAUGAUGUCUUCUACAUGUGCAUGUCCUUACAAGAGGGACUGUGGAGAGACAAACUGUCAGGCUCUCCUGAAGCCCCAUUGAUGGCAGCAUUGCUCCCAAGAGCAUCUCUGGCUUCUGGAAUUCCGUUAGGGUCCUCUAAUGAAGAAGAAAACAAAAACUUGAAUUGUGUUGAAUUACUGUAUCUUUUACUUUUUUUAAAGAUAAACUUGUAAAUAGAGUGAUUUGAAAUACUAUAUGGUAAAGUUUUAUAUUUGAUAUUCUUUAAGCUAGUUGCUCUACACAUUUAGUCAUUGAUUGCUGAAGAAGUGUGUUUAAGAAGGAGCCAAAGGAGACAGGGUUGAAGAGUCAAGGUUGUGGCCCCCUCUCUGGCCUGGCAAAUGAAGAUGUUUCCUAAUGGUUCCUGUUGGUGAGCCUGACAGUUCAUUGUGUUCCAUUUUCUUUAUCUACCUGUGUUUUUGAGCACUCUUUGGGCGGAGUUCAAAAGAGCAUCUUCAGGCAAUGAGUUUUCAAAGAACUCCCACCUAGCGUAAGGUGACACUCAGGAUUUAAACAGGUGGGUCCAGGGUGACUUGUUUAUUUUCUUCUCAGGUGUAUUUCUUGGUACCCCAGGCCAUCCAGACAAAAGGAGAUGAGGCAGUUACAUACUCUCACUCCUUUUUGCAUAUCCAAGGUGUUACUAAUGUAGCCACACUAGUUUGUAAAUGCUGUGUGUCUUUCAGUUCUAAGAACUAAACAAAGCCAACUGCUUGGGGUCUUUGGUUGUUCUUCCUUCCUAUAGAUAGGCUUUUGCUCUUGCCAUUUACCCCCAGGUUCCCUAUGGCCCAAAAGGAAGGAAAAGACCACAAGAUGAUGCUGUUUCAGUUUUUAAAGUGGCUGUAAAGUUAAUUGGAGUUCUUUGUUGUGACAGUAUUCAGUUAACAGGUCAGGGAUUAUACUACUGUCACCCAGAAACUCAGCCAGGAGCAAGGGAGACUACCCUCCAGUUAGGGAGCAAGAGUGAAGCCAAGCAAGGGGAGCACAGGACUCAAAGCAUCACUGAAGCUGGAUAUGAUGGCUCAUGCCUGUAAUCUUAACACUUGAGGGGCUGAGAAAGGAGAAUUUCUGAAGUUCUAGGCCAGUCAGGCUAGAGGGGUUGGAGAGGGAGAGGGAGCGAUCAUUGAGAACCGAAGGAGGAGGACAGGGACUAUACUCAGGUUCCACAUCUGUUCUCUGUAGUCUUGAGAACAGACUGGGAAAUGGGGUGUGAGGGGCAUAUGCACUCAUGUGUCAUUGUGCUUUCAAAACUGAAAGAGCCUACAUGAUACUUUAAUAUAUCUGAUUAUUUAAACUGUCACCUGCCCCAUCAUAACAGAAGCACACUUGUCACUGGGCCCAGGUUGACUGCUUGGAUGAAUGUCCUUUCCUCCUGAGCUGGCCCUGGCUUAAAGCUGUUACCAAUAGGCUCUCUUAGGCUGACCUCUUCCCAGCUUCCCCUAGGCCAUACAGGGCCUGUGACAGAUGGUUGCUCUGUUUCCAUUUGCCUGGCCAGGCCUCUCUCCUCCCCUUCAGCUACAGAAUUGGAGCAACAAAUAUGAGCCAAGUAGGAAAGAACUCGAAGAUUAAAAAUGAAUUGCACUGUCUGUAACCCACCCCUCUCCUCCUCUGUCUCCUUGAAUAGGGAACACUGGGGUAAGAUAUAGGGAGAGAGUUGGUGUAAAUCAAGGCCUGGAUCUCUGAUUGAUUGAUCAGUUUCAGUUUUUCUUUAUGCACUCACAGAGCUUCACAGCUGAACAAUGCCAGGCCAGGAGAGGAUACUUUCCCUGUCCCAGGCAAAUAGAAUCCUGACUUGCUCAAGGCUAGUGAAAUUCUCUCAUUUUUCAACAUAAAUAUGUAAGAAUGGGCCCUGUGCAGUGCUACCUUCAUUGGAACUGGUUCUUAAGUGUUUCUAAAGUCAGUAUGUGUCAUCUUGGGAGUGCUUUUCUGAAAGAGAGGCAAAGAGAAAAGGAGCAGUUAAGUUCUGGCAGACCAGCAUUGGUGGGACAGAGCCACAUGGUCACUUGGGCAUUGUAGGCACUUGCCCAUGAGUGUGCCACACCUAUAUUUUGAAGAGAUGUCCCUGUCAGCUGAGUUUGCUUUCUGAACAUGGUAGCCCCAUCACAGCAGAAGCUUUCUCUUAGUCAUAGAGGUCACAGAAGCAGCCAUUCCUGAGGGAUGGGGAGAUAGAAGGUAUCUGUUUAAUGGCUAGCUGUUGGCACCUUUCACCCUCUGGCUUCUGCUUCCAGAGACAAGCCUGGUCACCUAGCUUUACCCUGGCAUUCCAGUGACUGCCCUGGCACAGUGUUUACUUUAGCAUUGUUUGUUCUGUGGACUGCCAUAUUUCCCUAGUAGGUGAGGAGCCAAACAGCUCCUUAGUAGCUACCUGGCUUUGAAAGGAAUGCCCUGGUGUCUAAGGAGUUCCUGCCAUCUCUGGCUAACUUGAUAGUGAUAUGUUGACACUCCUCCAUAUUCCUAUAAAAUCAGAUGAGUGCCCUCACACCCCAUGAUGGUAUUUUAAAAAGGUCUCUUGUGCUCAGAUGUUUCUGCAGCCGUGCUGAUGUGCUGGGCACUGGGCCACCACUCUGUGAUCAUAGCAUCAAAAUGACAACAGCACUGAGCGGUGAACCUUUCACAUUUCUGCAGCACGCCUGAGACAAGACUCCAACAAGGAAUAAUUAGCUUUCUUCCUUUUGCCGCCCACAGUACUUGUCUAACUUAAAGAGCCCCUCGAAGCAGACAGAAUCCAGGUGUCACUCAGCCAGCCUGUGUUCAUGAGAGGAAAAUUUUCUGAUGUAAUGCCAGAAUCUGAAAGAGAAAAGUGAGCCACACUUUCAGUUGUCUUUUUAAAGAGAGCUAAGAUACUGCUUUUACUGUGGAUGAAAAACUAUCACAGAAAACAUUUCAGAACUAAUAAUUUUUCAAAGUUCAUACAACAUUACAAAAAAGAAAAUUCCUUUUGAAGUAGAAUGGUUUAGAGAGCAAGGAUGAGUAUAGUCUUAGCCCAUGGAAGGACAGAGUCAAAAUUCACCUACUGUAGUCAAAACCACAAUACUGGUAAUCCAAAUGUCUGAAUGACCUGAACAGCCAUAGCCAGGCUGAGGCAAUUUGUGCCACUUUGCACCCACUGUCCCUGCAGCCUUCCAGGUAACACCAACAAGCAGCUUUCUUGAGGUCCAGAUGUCAGAAUCAGCCUUGUAUCUUUGAAAACAUACAUCUGUUGAUUCUGAAGUGUAUGCAUGCAUAUGUGUGUGUGUGUGUGUGUAAAAAUGCAGCCUCACAUAGAGACCCACAUGAGCUGGCCUGGCCCUUCCUAAGCUUCUAUAGCCUUAAAGAUUUGGAGGUUGAGAAUAAGAGACACGAGAGGCUGUUAUUACUUAACAAAAGAUCAAAGAUACAGAGUCCAGGUGUGGUGGUGUACACCUUUAAUUCCAGCACUUGGGAGGAAGAGGCAGGCAGAUCUCUGUGAAAUUGAGGCCAACCUGCUCUACAUAAUGAGAUCCAGACCAGCAGGGGCUCCUGGGAGACCCUGUCUCAAAAAAACAAAACAAAAAGUUGGAGAUGUAAAUGAAGUGCCAGGGAAAGCAUCCGCUCAUAUCACAUAGUUAUCUGCAGCCAUGUUCCUUAGUAACUUAUUAAAAAUCAUGUUGACAAAAAUCAGACCCAUAAAUGCUUAGUAGCUAAUGCUAGGCUAGUGUUCAAAAGCACUCUAAAAUUUAGACAUCUACCCAUAUUUUGGGAAAUAAAUGAUUUGCAUGUUUAAUUCAUCUUUUAGGCUACCUUGAGUAUACUGUAAAGUGCUGUGUAAUAUAUCAAUAAAGUACUUAAAAAUGGCACUUUAAUAUCUUCUUUUGAAAAACCAUAAAUAAUGCACUGUUUUAAACUUCAGUAUUGAAUAUUGAUUGGUGCAUAGAAUCAAAUUCUGUAAUUAAAAAGUAACCUGUAACUCCUGUAACUAGGAUAGAACAUUUUCCCUGUUACUAGAAAAAAAAGUUUUAUCAUGUUCAAGCUUUUUUUUUUUUUUUUUAAAAAAAAUGUUUUCGUGUCACUCUGCAUAUCUAUGAAGAAAAUACAGUUUCUGUGAGCAGCCACUGAGAUUUGGCUUUCCUAUGUUUGGUUGCUGUGUGUGGUGGUCCCUGUGAAGUGAGAGUGUGAUGUUUGAAUUAAAGGACUUUUCCAUUUGGUGGUA
Molecule: messenger RNA, 7824 nt
Organism: Nannospalax galili (Upper Galilee mountains blind mole rat)
Lineage: Eukaryota; Metazoa; Chordata; Mammalia; Rodentia; Spalacidae
Product: rho GTPase-activating protein 26
Exons: 23
Coding region: 150-2189 (679 amino acids)
Biological process (GO): signal transduction
Cellular component (GO): cytoplasm
Molecular function (GO): GTPase activator activity; protein binding
Source: RefSeq, a predicted model, not a curated record